Messenger RNA from Alternaria burnsii, 2187 nucleotides. RefSeq lists its product as uncharacterized. Bases 1 to 2187 code for a protein of 728 amino acids. The record is from RefSeq and is a predicted model, not a curated record. Lineage: Eukaryota; Fungi; Ascomycota; Dothideomycetes; Pleosporales; Pleosporaceae. The transcript has a single exon.
AUGCCCAUCGAACGAACCGACCGAAAUAACCCACGGCCAUUGAAGCCGACGCUCGCUAGUAACCGAACUGCUGCGAAGACGCCCUUGACCCCUCGACUUGCGGUUGCGCCCACCGCCUCCUCCACCGUUAGCUCAUCGAGCACCCGCACCACCCGCACCAGCAAUGGAACCACCCCGGCCAAGCCUGCUGCUUCCGCACACAACGACGUAACGCCUGUCAAGGCCUUCCUGAGCAGCAAUGUGACUCCUCGCUCUUCUUCGAGGAAAUCCCGCGUCGGUGUAGACAGCACCUCGUCGACACCCAGCGGCACUCCCUCCGCCACGCCGAGCAGCUCGCGGCCAGGGUCCACGGUAGACUUUCACAGUGGACACAGUGCCGUGGGAAAGAGCGGUGCUUCUUCAGUCGGAGUCCGCCCGCGCAGUACUCCGGGUCCAAGCAGCAGCCAUGUCACGCCAACCCCGAGGUCUUCGAUUGGCGCCUACAACAAUGCCCCGUCCGAGACGGGUUCCAGGAAAGACGCUUCGUCGCUGUUUUUCCAUGCCAACGACGCCCGCCCGCACGAGCAACCGGCACCAGUACUGGCAACAGCACCCCCAAAGAAAACACCUACCUUCUUCUACGCCGAUGGCAGACAAGAUGACGCCCCUCCCAAACACAACGUGCCGUCGCCACCGCUGUCAUCUGUCGGCAGGGCUCAGCCAGAGAGCAAGUUCUUCCACGCAGACUCGCUUUCCGAGAAAAAAGACCGCCAGCCCAUCCUCACUCCGCCAGUUAUGCCCAUGUCGCCAGAUCUGCUCCCGCCUUCUGAGAACCUACAGUCGCUGCGUCCACCAUCCCCUACCAAAGACUUUGCGCAUCUGUCGUAUCGCAAGGGAGCCUCUCAGGUCCGGCCAGCUCUUAGUAGAGGCAGUUCUGGAAACUCGGCUUUGGCCAUCUUGGCUGGACCGAACACGCCGGAUGUGUCUGAUCGCACCAGACGCAGGUCCAGUGUUGCCUCUACUAUAAAGCGAGGACAUGUCAAGAGUUCUAGCCUGUCAUCAAUCGAUUCUGUGACUAGCUUGAAAAAGGCACCGACUGCUGAACCAUCCGCUAUGGCACCAAGCCCGCUACAUACUGAAAAUCGUGCUCCUGGCGAUGCAGCAGCUACGCCCUCUCCACGCUUGACUGCGUUCUCCCCUAUAGGAUCUCCAGUAUCCGGCAGUCCAUCGAGAAACAGUGAUGGCAAGAGUGCGCUCGAGAUGAUGAACGAGCUUGCUGCCAACGCACGAAGGGAACGUAAAGUGCUUGACCUCGAGAUCAGUAACUCCUCGCUUCUUGCUAUCAAUCGGUCCUUGGAAAAAGAAGUUCGAAAGCAAAAGGCUGAACUCAGACGCUUCCGUCGCAUGAGCCGAGCUGGAGUCUUUUCUGCUGACACGACUGGCGAACCCCUGGAAACCUCGGCUAUUGGCGCUGGUAAUAUAGGAGAUUUGUCUGACAUGUCCGAGGCGGAAGAAGAAGAAACACCUGAAGAGGAGGAUGAGGACCCGGAAAGUAGCGACUCUUCUUUCGACGACAGCGCUUUGAGCCCAAGCGCGCAACUGGAGCGGGAUGAAACACAUCGCUCACGAGACGAGAAGCGUCUCCAGUUAGACCUCUCAAAACAUCGAGAGAUGCUCAACGACAGUCAGAAGAUGAAUCAGAGUCUAAAGAAAUGUCUCGGGUGGACAGAGCAACUGAUUAAGGAUGGCCAAAAGGCAUUGGAGUACAAAGUGCACGUCAGCGAUGUCAAAGUAGGUGGCCGCGUACUUGUUCCAGAAGACGACGACAACGAUAUCAGCGAAAAGCGGGAAUCCAGGGGCCUCCUCAGCCCUUGGAGUCCAAUACACAGCGCCAUAGAAGCUCUGGACUCUCCGUUCUUCCCACAACAGAGCCGAGUCAUCGACCGAGACAGUGGCAUAGACCUCGAAGGUCUUGAACACAUGGAGGAAGACAGCGACCAGUCUCGGGCAGCAUCUCCGGUGGACGAGGGCCCAUCUGGGAGUCCUGUGAAAGAGUUCCGUCCCAAACUGCCAGGGCAAUGGAUCUCGUACGCAACGACACGUGAAACGGACCUGAAGAAGCACGAGACCCUCAGCCCACUUGGCUCGCCAUUUGAAGAGCGAAUCAGAUAUCUCCAUGCGUCUAUCGACGCCCUGGAAGCAUCAUAA